Molecule: messenger RNA, 2062 nt
Organism: Humulus lupulus (European hop)
Lineage: Eukaryota; Viridiplantae; Streptophyta; Magnoliopsida; Rosales; Cannabaceae
Product: transcription termination factor MTERF8, chloroplastic
Exons: 2
Coding region: 85-1638 (517 amino acids)
Biological process (GO): regulation of DNA-templated transcription
Molecular function (GO): double-stranded DNA binding
Source: RefSeq, a predicted model, not a curated record
ACCACCAUCGUCACUUCAAGAGGUUCGAAGUUAAAAACACCCGCCCCUCGAAUGUGGUUUUUUACAGUUUAAAAGCAGAAGAAAAUGGUGGGUUUACUUGCUUUGUCGAAACACCCCUUUCCUUACUUCCAUUCUUUUGGCUCUCUUCUUCUAGACCCAAUAAAACCUUCAUCAGCUUCUCGUUUCUCAGUAUCUUCAUACACUAUCUCCCAUAUUGAAGAGUGUUGUUUUUCUUUCAGUAAAGCCACAAAAUUUCAACUGAAACCGCCAUUAACACACGUGUGUUUUCGACCCAGUAAAUGGGAUCUUGUCCAAUGCAGUUGUAUUAGCUCAACUUCGAGCAUUCGCACUGAUAUGCGGAUGUUAUUCUCAUUCUUUCGGGAAGUGGGUCUUAACCAGAAUGAAACUGAAGUACUUCUGGUCAAGAAUUCAGCUCUAGCAUUGACAUCUAUGGAUUCCAUCCAAGCUCGGGUAUUCUCCUUAAAAUCGGUUGGAAUUGAUGGGUUUUCACUCUGUUCCUUAAUCACUAAAAGACCAACUUUAUUAACGGCUCAAGAAGUUGGUAAGUUCUUAAGUUUUGUGAUCAAUGAUUUGGAAGGGAAGAUUGAGACCUCCCAGCUAGAGAUUCUUUUUGCAACUACAGCGCCAGUGUACUUGGUGGGGUUUGAUCAAAAGGUCAGUCUUCUUCUUGAACGAGGAGUUCCAAGAGAAAGCCUUUAUCACGUUCUCAACAAUGUGAGUUUAUCCAAGGCAUUAUGUGGUAGGCCAAUUGAAGAUAUUGAUAAGACUAUUGCUUACUUGAGCCAUUAUGGAGGCAUAGAUUUGAUUGUAAAGCGUCCCAAGAUCCUGAAUUAUGAUCUUGAAAGGCAGCUGAUACCAAGAAUUGAGUUUCUCAGGGAGCUUGCUGGAGGAGAUGAGGGUGGUGUAGGAACAGUUUUGAGCAGGCUCCCUGCAAUUUUGAGUUACAGCGCGAAACACAUGGAAGACCAUGUUGUAUUUUUGAGGUCUUUUGCUGGCCUAACUGAUGAGGAAAUAUUCAAGAUUGUGGUUGUUUAUCCCAAUGUUUUCAGUGCCAGCAGGGAGAGGAAAUUGCAUCCUAGAAUAGAGCUUCUCAAACAAUGUGGGCUGAAUUCGAGGGAAAUCUUUAGGUUCUUGCUUAAGGCUCCUACAUUUAUUAGCCUUUCAUAUGACAACAACAUUGCUUUUAAACUGGUUUUGCUGGUAAAGAUUGGAUAUAGACAUAGAACCAAGGACCUGACAGUGGUAAUGAGGUCUAUAACCAGAACAAGUUGCCUGAAUAUGCAAAAGGUAGUUGGGCUAUUCUUGAAUUAUGGAUUUACUUAUGAAGACAUCUUUGCUAUGAGCAAGAAGCAACCUCAGAUACUGCAAUAUAGCCAUGAUUCUCUGGAGAAGAAGAUGGAGUACUUAAUAGAGGAGAUGGGUCGAGAUAUUGAAGAAUUGUUGGCUUUCCCGGCAUUCCUUGGUUACAAAUUUGAUGAUAGAAUUAAGGCCAGAUAUGAGUUAAAAAGGAAGACUAUGGGCGACGGAAUGUCACUGAACAAGCUUUUAACUGUUACCGGUGAGAGAUUUUCGCAAAAAAGAAGAGAAAUACCAGUUCUUGUGAAUGAAGAAGAGUGAAUGAUAAGACAACAGUAAGUUUUCAUUUCCCUAAGUUCAAUUCAAUUACCAAUAGACCCAGUUGAUCCUUUUAAAAUAUGUAAAAUCUGAUGAGAAAACAACUAUGUAGUAUAUAUUUUUUGAAUUGCCUCACCUUACAUAAUUUGAAGAACAGAAAACUAUAACCAUGUAUGAACCCAAGAGGGACUCAAACAUCAAAUAUUGUGGGAGCAAAUCACAGGCUGAUCGUUUGAGUUAUCCCUCUUGGUUCAACUUUGUAUAAUACUAAUAGCGCACAAGUGCACCAGAUGUACCAGAAUCAACAUGUGUUUUAAGAAGGAACUGAAGCAUGCUAUGUUCAGUAUGUUGUUAGCUAGAAUCUUAUUAUGCCCUGUUCCAUUGGUUGGCAAGCUUUAGAAGAGGAAAGAAGAGUUUCUAUUUUUAU